Messenger RNA from Adineta steineri, 1284 nucleotides. The record is from the annotation of a GenBank genome assembly. NCBI's taxonomy places the organism in Eukaryota, Metazoa, Rotifera, Eurotatoria, Adinetida, Adinetidae.
AUGAUUAUAUUCGGUCUAUGUUUUAUCAUUCUACAUCUUGCGUAUAGUCAAGAUAUCUGUAGUAAUAUUAAUUGUGGAUCAGGUGUUUGUAUAUUAACACAAAAUCCUGCAUUACCUUAUUUUUGUCGAUGUCCGAGUGGUGCAAAUACGAUAUUACCAUGUCCUACUGAAAAUCCAUGUUCGCGAAAACCUUGUGGACAAGGUGUUUGUGAAGUAGUACCAAAUUUAAUUCAUGGUUAUCUUUGUCGAUGUGCAGGUGAUGCAAUUUCAUUAACAAGUUGUAAUGUUACUCGUAGUGGUUGUUAUUCAAAUCCAUGUAUUAACGGUUUAUGUAUUGAAGGUUUAGCAAGUUAUUAUUGUAAUUGUUUACCGACAUGGACUGGAAAGUUAUGCAGUGAAAAAAUUGUUUCGGCUUGUGAAAAAAAUCCAUGUAGUCCAGGCAAAUGUUUUCAACUUAAUGAUCCUAAUAUACCAUUUGUUUGUUUAUGUCCUAAUGGACAAUUUGGUUUAUCUUGUCGUAUUUUCGGAUAUUCAUCAUCAACAGCUCGUGUAUUGGCAACGACAAGUACGACUACUAGUUCACCUUAUACAUGUAAUCCAUUUGAUUCUCGAAUUUGUAUGAAUGGUGGACGAUGUUUACAAACAUCGAAUGAUUAUCGAUGUCUUUGUAAACCGGGUUUUACAGGCGUCUUUUGCGAGAUGAAUAUUAAUGAAUGUGCAUCAAAUCCUUGUCAACAUGGUGGAGUUUGUUAUGAUCUUCAAGCAUCUUAUAUUUGCUAUUGUCAAGAUGGAAGUUUUCGUUCGCAAUGUUUACCAAGAGACGUACCAACAAGCACUGCUCGUACUCUUUUAUGUCCAUGUCGAAAUGGUGGAAUGUGCGCAUUAGUUGGUUCUCAGACAUGUGUAUGUCCAAAUGGUUUUACGGGUCGUCUCUGCGAACAUUUAUUAACAAGUGGUAAUUGUAAUGGAAUGCAGUGUUCUAAUGGAGGUACUUGUUAUGAAAAUUCACCAGGUUCAGCUGUUUCAGCUCGUUGUUUAUGUAAAAGCGGAUUUAGUGGACGAUUUUGUGAAACUGAAUAUUUUCGUUGUCAAGCAAAUGGUCGUUUUAUUGAUCCAUAUAAUUGUGCAGAAGGAAAAUAUUUUGAAUGUAUUCAUUAUCAACAAGGUUCAAAUACAAAUCAAUAUGGAAUGUUAUUAAGUCGAAGUUGUCCAACAUCACUUCGAUUUAAUCCUCAAGCUGAUCGAUGUGAUUAUGCACAAAAUGUUAAAUGUAUUUAUCCUUAA